AGAAUCUGGGUGUUUGAGCCCUAAAGUCAUACAGCAAGUAGUCCACCUGGAAUCAUGAACCAGGUCUUCAGGACUUCCAGAUAUUUGUGCUGUAUACUAUGCUGCAUUUUCAACAAUAAUUCAUUUAUCUGUGGGUUUGAUUUAAUGAGACUCAUUUAUUCAACAAAUAUUUAUUAAAUGCUAUUCUUGCCAGUCAUUGUGUUAAAUGAUAGUGUAACACAGUAAACAAGACAGAUAUCUUUCCAUGUCCUCACGAAACCAGCAGCUUUGGAACUAAACAAAUAAUUAUAACUAAGAUGAGCAUUAAGGGAGAAAUUGUAAGAUGAUAGGAAAGAAUAUAACAGGCGGACUUAACCUGCUCUGGGAUGGUGGGGGAGUGUUGAAUGUGAACUGAGGGUAGGACAUGAGAAAUAACUUUUGGGCUGAGAUUGGAAGAAUCAGCAUGAGUUAGCUUAAGCCUAGGAAUUAGGAGAAGGGUUAGGAUGGAACAUUGCAGGCAACAGAAAUAGCAUCUACAAAAGUAAAAGGAAGAACUGAAAAGAUUCCAGUGUGAGCGUUGAAAAGAAGGAUAAGUAAAUGUAGAGAAGAAUGUAGGAAAGAGAUUAUGCAUUCUUCAGGAUUUUUUGACCUAUAUCCUAAGGGAUAUUGGGAAACCAUGGAAAGGUUUUAAGCAUCGGGGUAUGCCAUGAUUAAAUUUUUCAUUUGAAAAUCAUGAGUCUGACUAUAGUAUAUAUAGAAGCAUUGUUGUUAGAUGCUAUUUCGGUAGGCCAGGUUGGAGAUGAUGGUUACAGCAGUGGAGCUGGAGAGAAGGGAAUAGAUUUGAAAUUUGGGAUGUGAACAAAGCCUUGUAUUUGACAGAAAUGUAAAACUAUUAAUAGUAUUGUUAUUGUUCCACCUAUAGAAUCUGAUUAUAAGAUUAUCUCUAAAAUACUUUCAGGUAACUUGUACUUAAUGUUAGGAGGAAGUGACUAUAUUAUAAAUAUAAUUUAGAAAACAUCGUUCCUUAAAAAAUAAUUUUUGAAUUGUGCUAAUUCUUGUUAUUGUUUGACUUCAUUAACUAAUAUAGGGAGUAUAGGGAGAACUUAGUUUUAAAAGAUAAUUUGACUUCCUGAUUUAUACAUAAAACACAUAAGUAAUUUUGGACAUAUAUGAUGUGUAUAUAUAUAUAUAUAUAGUGCAGGUCAUCUUGUUUACACCACUUAUUAAUGAAUAUCAGAUUUGGAAGGUGACUCUUUAGGAUUUUCCUAUUGGUUGAUUGAUUGAAACUUACAUGAAGAAUUUAACCCUUUUGUUUCAAAUAGCUUUCUAUUAAGAAACACUUUUUUCAUGAUUAUUCAGAGAAUUUAUUGCUGGAUCAUUGGCUCUAGAGAUAGACUGCUGGUUAAAUUAAAAGAUGCCGGAGGAAACAUUUUGGAAACAGACUUCACAGAAUUCCUUAUGAACUUCUGUACUUUCUUAACCAAUCUUAUUUCUUUCAUGUACCUAUGGCUGUUACUAGCCUGUUGUAUCAGGGAUACCAUAGUCAACUACCUAUACGGGCCUUAACUAUAAAGAAUUAGGCCAUUUAGGGAAAUAAUAAUGAGACUGGGGCUUUAGAGAAUUUGUGCUCAUCUAACUGAGUAGAGGGACAGCUAAUAUUCUGCUCCAUCUGAUGGUGAUCAUGGGAGUAUUCAGGCUGAUUGUUACCCAAUAUUUCAGUUUUUCCAAAGGAUCCUAAAAUACAGAUUUUUAUGUAAAUUAGUUGGUAAUUAAUUUAGGUGUUUUUAAGAUACUCUGUGACAAUAACUCUACAGGGCAAAAUCGACCUGUUAAAUAUAUUUGGCCCAUAGGCUGUUGUUUUAUAGCCUUGACCAUAUAGAAAUCUUCAAUAUCUAUUUAAAAGUAAGAGGUCAAAAGUAUUUCUAGGAAAAGUGAAUGCCAAAAGAAGGGAGGAAGGGAAGGCAUAAAUGAGAUACUUUUUAAAAGAAGUACAAAACUAGUUAUCUAGGUUAUAUUUUUAAACUAAGUUCAAAAAGAAAUUCACUGUCCUGAGAAUAAUUUUCAUAUGCUUCAGAACAUACUUCUAGCAACUUCAGCCAUCUGCGUGUGUAUAACUGGGAACUCAGAGUAGGAUGAGAAUGCACAGGGCGUAGAGAACCAAUGAACUGUAGAUGAGAGUGUAGUGGUUCUCUGAAACUGUUGUGAGCAGAGUACAGCAGGAACAAGAGACAGUUGAUAUUGGAGCAAAAUCAGGCUAUAAGAACAUAGCGAUCUGAGUACAUCAUGGGCCCCUGAAAGCAUUACUAGACUAAAAGCAUAAUUUUUUAUACUGAUGAUCAAGAAGAGGUCAUAUUGGUACACUAAGAUUGAAUAACUCUGCUCCCAAUAGCACAUGUAAUACACAAUCACUGUAGGAAAUCAGGAAAAUAUACAAAAAGUAGCAUAUGGUUUUUUUUUAAAGCUAGGAAUGGGUAAAAUUCUAAAGUUUUCUAAAAGUAAUGAAAAUAGAACUUGGCAAUUGUUAGUUUCCUAAUAGCUAAUUAGUUUCCAAAUUAGUCUAAUUUGGCUUAAAUAAAAAGAAUAUUGGUUAGCUCACAUAAGAAAAUACAUAUAUUAGGAUUAGUUACGCCAGUGGCUCAGUGAUUUUUUUCAAGGACUCAGUUUGUCGUCUACUCUACUCUUUAUCCAUAAUAUUUCCUUUAUCCCAACACUGUAGUUGCCAAAUGGCUGCUGGCUGCAAUCAGGAUUGUGUGUUUCCUCCUUCAGAUCCAAAGAGAGAAAUAAACUUCUCUUGGCGUUCUCAUGGGCAAUAUAGGUUCUUUUCUCUGAGAAGUCCUUAUGCACUCCUGCCCCCAACUUGCUCCUUAUUGUCCUAAAUUAGCUUAAUUCUAAAUAUGCCUUAACUAAUCGUUGGCAAAAGGGAUGAGCUUACCAUAAUGGAUUAGAUUAAUUGUGGUCUACCCUUGCAGCUCAGGACAGUCAGCUUACCCUGAGGCGCAUUGACCACUGGGAGAGAUGUGGAUAUAGAAAUCCAAUCAUGGAUCAUUAGGAAGAAGGAAGCGUUGGAUAGGCUCUCAGCAUGGUCCACCACAGUUGCAUUAAGGAUUGUGUAUUACGUUUUUUACUUAUGUGAAACACCACCUUCCCCCAUCAAGCCUUUUUCAGUUUAAAUUCUCAACUGGCAAUUGGCCGAAAACUCCCAUCUGAAGACAUGAUCAUCCAAAUGUCAUUUUGUGAUUUGGCUACUGUCUGCUUGACAUAGGAAAGCACUAUCAAGAAAGACUAAUGGAGUGACUAUCAAAAGGAAGUCAAUGAUUUCUUAAGAAUUUACAACAAAACCCUGUCAAAGCAGCAUUCUUACGUGAGAAUUUCACUUACGGGAGAGUUCUUACAGGAUUUCAAGAAGGAAAGCCCUGAAGAGGGACACUGAUUUCCUCAACUGAAUUUAAAAUUGUUACAUGCAGACAUUUUUAAAGGACAACCUUAAACUUCCACCACAAGAGGAAUAUAAAGAGGUCCCUCCUGCACCAAGAAAGAUCUGCAGAUCUUUUUCAGUGUUCUUGGAGGUGUGGGGUGUGAGAACUUGAUCAGUUUGUGUCAGCCACCUUGUUCUCUAAAGGGAAAGCCCCUCAAACCAUUUUGUAUUCUGUAUUACACUUCAGAAAGUGUGGAAGCAAAGGUCAUCUAAUCUUUAAAAGUUACAAAUUAUAAUACUGUGGUAGAAACAAAUUCAGAUUCAGAUGAUGAAGACAAACUGCAUAUUGUGGAAGAAGAAAGUGUUACAGAUGCAGCUGACUGUGAAGGUGUACCAGAGGAUGACCUGCCAACAGACCAGACAGUGUUACCAGGGAGGAGCAGUGAAAGAGAAGGGAAUGCUAAGAACUGCUGGGAGGAUGACACAGGAAAGGAAGGGCAAGAAAUCCUGGGGCCUGAAGCUCAGGCAGAUGAAGCAGGAUGUACAGUAAAAGAUGAUGAAUGCGAGUCAGAUGCAGAAAAUGAGCAAAACCAUGAUCCUAAUGUUGAAGAGUUUCUACAACAACAAGACACUGCUGUCAUUUUUCCUGAGGCACCUGAAGAGGACCAGAGGCAGGGCACACCAGAAGCCAGUGGUCAUGAUGAAAAUGGAACACCAGAUGCAUUUUCACAAUUACUCACCUGUCCAUAUUGUGAUAGAGGCUAUAAACGCUUUACCUCUCUGAAAGAACACAUUAAAUAUCGUCAUGAAAAGAAUGAAGAUAACUUUAGUUGCUCCCUGUGCAGUUACACCUUUGCAUACAGAACCCAACUUGAACGUCACAUGACAUCACAUAAAUCAGGAAGAGAUCAAAGACAUGUGACGCAGUCUGGGUGUAAUCGUAAAUUCAAAUGCACUGAGUGUGGAAAAGCUUUCAAAUACAAACAUCACCUAAAAGAGCACUUAAGAAUUCACAGUGGAGAGAAGCCAUAUGAAUGCCCAAACUGCAAGAAACGCUUUUCCCAUUCUGGCUCCUAUAGCUCACACAUAAGCAGUAAGAAAUGUAUCAGCUUGAUACCUGUGAAUGGGCGACCAAGAACAGGACUCAAGACAUCUCAGUGUUCUUCACCGUCUCUUUCAGCAUCACCAGGCAGUCCCACACGACCACAGAUACGGCAAAAGAUAGAGAAUAAACCCCUUCAAGAACAACUUUCUGUUAACCAAAUUAAAACUGAACCUGUGGAUUAUGAAUUCAAACCCAUAGUGGUUGCUUCAGGAAUCAACUGUUCAACCCCUUUACAAAAUGGGGUUUUCACUGGUGGUGGCCCAUUACAGGCAACCAGUUCUCCUCAGGGCAUGGUGCAAGCUGUUGUUCUGCCAACAGUUGGUUUGGUGUCUCCCAUAAGUAUCAAUUUAAGUGAUAUUCAGAAUGUACUUAAAGUGGCGGUAGAUGGUAAUGUAAUAAGGCAAGUGUUGGAGAAUAAUCAAGCCAAUCUUGCAUCCAAAGAACAAGAAACAAUCAAUGCUUCACCCAUACAACAAGGUGGCCAUUCUGUUAUUUCAGCCAUCAGUCUUCCUUUGGUUGAUCAAGAUGGAACAACCAAAAUUAUCAUCAACUACAGUCUUGAGCAGCCUAGCCAACUUCAAGUUGUUCCUCAAAAUUUAAAAAAAGAAAAUCCAGUCGCUACAAACAGUUGUAAAAGUGAAAAGUUACCAGAAGAUCUUACUGUUAAGUCUGAGAAGGACAAAAGCUUUGAAGGGGGGGUGAAUGAUAGCACUUGUCUUCUGUGUGAUGAUUGUCCAGGAGAUAUUAAUGCACUUCCAGAAUUAAAGCACUAUGACCUAAAGCAGCCUACUCAGCCUCCUCCACUCCCUGCAGCAGAAGCUGAGAAGCCUGAGUCCUCUGUUUCAUCAGCUACUGGAGAUGGCAAUUUGUCUCCUAGUCAGCCACCUUUAAAGAACCUCUUGUCUCUCCUAAAAGCAUAUUAUGCUUUGAAUGCACAACCAAGUGCAGAAGAGCUCUCAAAAAUUGCUGAUUCAGUAAACCUACCACUGGAUGUAGUAAAAAAGUGGUUUGAAAAGAUGCAAGCUGGACAGAUUUCAGUGCAGUCUUCUGAACCAUCUUCUCCUGAACCAGGCAAAGUAAAUAUCCCUGCCAAGAACAAUGAUCAGCCUCAAUCUGCAAAUGCAAAUGAACCCCAGGACAGCACAGUAAAUCUACAAAGUCCUUUGAAGAUGACUAACUCCCCAGUUUUACCAGUGGGAUCAACCACCAAUGGUUCCAGAAGUAGUACACCAUCCCCAUCACCUCUAAACCUUUCCUCAUCCAGAAAUACACAGGGUUACUUGUACACAGCUGAGGGUGCACAAGAAGAGCCACAAGUAGAACCUCUUGAUCUUUCACUACCAAAGCAACAGGGAGAAUUAUUAGAAAGGUCAACUAUCACUAGUGUUUACCAGAACAGUGUUUAUUCUGUCCAGGAAGAACCCUUGAACUUGUCUUGCGCAAAAAAGGAGCCACAAAAGGACAGUUGUGUUACAGACUCAGAACCAGUUGUAAAUGUAAUCCCACCAAGUGCCAACCCCAUAAAUAUCGCUAUACCUACAGUCACUGCCCAGUUACCCACAAUCGUGGCCAUUGCUGACCAGAACAGUGUUCCAUGCUUAAGAGCGCUAGCUGCCAAUAAGCAAACGAUUCUGAUUCCCCAGGUGGCAUACACCUACUCAACUACGGUCAGCCCUGCAGUCCAAGAACCACCCUUGAAAGUGAUCCAGCCAAAUGGAAAUCAGGAUGAAAGACAAGAUACUAGCUCAGAAGGAGUAUCAAAUGUAGAGGAUCAGAAUGACUCUGAUUCUACACCGCCCAAAAAGAAAAUGCGGAAGACAGAAAAUGGAAUGUAUGCUUGUGAUUUGUGUGACAAGAUAUUCCAAAAGAGUAGUUCAUUAUUGAGACAUAAAUAUGAACACACAGGUAAAAGACCUCAUGAGUGUGGAAUCUGUAAAAAGGCAUUUAAACACAAACAUCAUUUGAUUGAACACAUGCGAUUACAUUCUGGAGAAAAGCCCUAUCAAUGUGACAAAUGUGGAAAGCGCUUCUCACACUCUGGGUCUUAUUCUCAACACAUGAAUCAUCGCUACUCCUACUGUAAGAGAGAAGCGGAAGAACGUGACAGCACAGAGCAGGAAGAGGCAGGGCCUGAAAUCCUCUCGAAUGAGCACGUGGGUGCCAGGGCGUCUCCCUCACAGGGCGACUCGGACGAGAGAGAGAGUUUGACAAGGGAAGAGGAUGAAGACAGUGAAAAAGAGGAAGAGGAGGAGGAUAAAGAGAUGGAAGAAUUGCAGGAAGAAAAAGAAUGUGAAAAACCACAAGGGGAUGAGGAAGAGGAGGAGGAGGAGGAAGAAGUGGAAGAAGAAGAGGUAGAAGAGGCAGAGAAUGAGGGAGAAGAAGCAAAAACUGAAGGUCUGAUGAAGGAUGACAGGGCUGAAAGUCAAGCAAGCAGCUUAGGACAAAAAGUAGGCGAGAGUAGUGAGCAAGUGUCUGAAGAAAAGACAAAUGAAGCCUAAUCGUUUUUCUAGAAGGAAAAUAAAUUCUAAUUGAUAAUGAAUUUCGUUCAAUAUUAUCCUUGCUUUUCAUGGAAACACAGUAACCUGUAUGCUGUGAUUCCUGUUCACUACUGUGUAAAGUAAAAACUAAAAAAAUACAAAAUACAAAACACACACACACACACACACACACACACACACACACACACAAAAUAAAUCCGGGUGUGCCUGAACCUCAGACCUAGUAAUUUUUCAUGCAGUUUUCAAAGUUAGGAACAAGUUUGUAACAUGCAGCAGAUUAGAAAACCUUAAUGACUCAGAGAGCAACAAUACAAGAGGUUAAAGGAAGCUGAUUAAUUAGAUAUGCAUCUGGCAUUGUUUUAUCUUAUCAGUAUUAUCACUCUUAUGUUGGUUUAUUCUUAAGCUGUACAAUUGGGAGAAAUUUUAUAAUUUUUUAUUGGUAAACAUAUGCUAAAUCCGCUUCAGUAUUUUAUUAUGUUUUUUAAAAUGUGAGAACUUCUGCACUACAAAAUUCCCUUCACAGAGAAGUAUAAUGUAGUUCCAACCCGUGCUAACUACCUUUUAUAAAUUCAGUCUAGAAGGUAGUAAUUUCUAAUAUUUAGAUGUCUUAGUAGAGCGUAUUAUCAUUUAAAGUGUAUUGUUAGCCUUAAGAAAGCAGCUGAUAGAAGAACUGAAGUUUCUUACUCACGUGGUUUAAAAUGGAGUUCAAAAGAUUGCCAUUGAGUUCUGAUUGCAGGGACUAACAAUGUUAAUCUGAUAAGGACAGCAAAAUCAUCAGAAUCAGUGUUUGUGAUUGUGUUUGAAUAUGUGGUAACAUAUGAAGGAUAUGACAUGAAGCUUUGUAUCUCCUUUGGCCUUAAGCAAGACCUGUGUGCUGUAAGUGCCAUUUCUCAGUAUUUUCAAGGCUCUAACCCGCCUUCAUCCAAUGUGUGGCCUACAAUAACUAGCAUUUGUUGAUUUGUCUCUUGUAUCAAAAUUCCCAAAUAAAACUUAAAACCACUGACUCUGUCAGAGAAACUGAAACACUGGGACAUUUCAUCCUUCAAUUCCUCGGUAUUGAUUUUAUGUUGAUUGAUUUUCAGAAUUUCUCUACAGAAACGAAAGGGAAAUUUUCUAAUCUGCUUUAUCCAUGUACUUGCAUUUCAGACAUGGACAUGCUAUUGUUAUUUGGCUCAUAACUGUUUCCAAAUGUUAGUUAUUAUGGACCCAAUUUAUUAACAACAUUAGCUGAUUUUUACCUAUCAGUAUUAUUUUAUUUCUUUUAGUUUAUAGAUCUGUGCAACAUUUUUGUACUGUAUGUCUUCAAACCUGGCAGUAUUAAUACCCUUCUUACUGACAUAUGUACUUUUAGUUUUAGAAAACUUUUAUAUUUAUGUGUCUUAUUUUUAUAUUUCUUUAUUUAUUACACAGUGUAGUGUAUAAUACUGUAGUUUGUAUUAAUACAAUAAUAUAUUUUAGUAUGAAAAUUUGGAAAGUUGAUAAGAUUUAAAGUAGAGAUGCAAUUGGUUCUCCUGCAUUGAGAUUUGAUUUAACAGUGUUAUGUUAACAUUUAUACUUGCCUUGGACUGUAGAACAGAACUUAAAUGGGAAUGUAUUAGUUUUACAACUACAAUCAAGUCAUUUUACCUUUACCCAGUUUUUAAUAUAAAACUUAAAUUUUGAAAUUCACUGUGUGACUAAUAGCAUGAUGCUCUGCAGUUUUAUUAAGAAAUCAGCCUAACCAUACAACUCUCAUUUCCUUAGUAAGCCAAAUUAGGAUUAACUUCUAUAAACAGUGUUGGGAACAAUGUUUAACAUUUUGUGCCAAUUUGUUCCUGUAUUCAUGUAUGUAAGUUACAGAUCUGACUCUUCAUUUUUAAGUUCCUUGUUACAUCAUGGUCAUUUUCUAGUUUUUUACCAGACUCCCAUCUCACAAUAAAAUGCAUCAACAAGCCUGAACUGCUGUCAUUCUUUUCAUCAUUAUCAGUAUUUUCUUUGGAAAACUGUGAAAUGGGGUACAUUGUCAUCCUGCAUUUGAUUCAUCUUGAGCUGAAUUUGGGUAACACUAAAUGUUUUAGACAUUCUCCACUAAAUUAUGGAUUUUCUUGUGGCUAAAUGUUUCUGGAGAGGUCAGAGUUGACAAAACCUCUUCACAGGUUGCUCCUUCUUCCUGAAAUCCUUAAUCCUCCGCAUUUCAUGCUUCAGGUCAUUUCAGGGAAGCCUGGGUUUAGAUGCCUUUCUGACUCUCAGCUCCUGCACUUCUGUCAUCAUACCUCUGAUACUAUUAUUUAUAUUCCUUCCCCACUAGGAACAGGAACCACAUUUGUCAUAGUCACUCUCACAUUCCUCACUGCCUAACAGGGUGCCUGGCAUAAGUUGGGACAACAGAUAUUUGUUGAAUAAAAAUAUAAUUUGCAUGUUUAUGGAGCUCAGCUAUGUUCUCACUUUUUUUGCUUCUAAUUCCAGAAUAUAUGUUAAAUGAUCUAAUAAUUUGAUUAUUUUCUUAUAAGUCUUAUUAAACACUAGUCAUAAUAGACACAAUAAAUUAUGCCUUCUUUUUC
Molecule: messenger RNA, 9537 nt
Organism: Homo sapiens (human)
Lineage: Eukaryota; Metazoa; Chordata; Mammalia; Primates; Hominidae
Gene: ZEB1
Product: zinc finger E-box binding homeobox 1
Exons: 13
Coding region: 4277-6997 (906 amino acids)
Biological process (GO): positive regulation of neuron differentiation; negative regulation of DNA-templated transcription; negative regulation of transcription by RNA polymerase II
Cellular component (GO): nucleolus; nucleus
Molecular function (GO): E-box binding; DNA-binding transcription repressor activity, RNA polymerase II-specific; chromatin binding
Source: RefSeq, a predicted model, not a curated record